AUAUCAAAAAUAAAAAAAUUAACUUUCACUACACUUUUUAAAAAAUUGAUGGAAUUCAACUUUUGCUUGGAAUGGCCCUACUGUAUACUAUUAACACAAUAACAGAAAACAUCACAUGAUGCAAUGACAAUUCGAUCUGUUCUGAAUUACUUUAUUGGAAUAGAUUUUUUAUUUUUAAUCGCAUCUAAAAGCUUUUUUCGAACAUACCUUUAGAGUAUCAAAAUUAGUCAGCUUGAAUGUGGCUUUCAUCAUGUUUGUUUGAAUAUUAAUGACUUUCUAUUAAUGGGAAAAUCAUGUCUGACAAUUAUGAUGACAGUAAACUGGGUGAUCCAUUUAACUCAUCAAAACAUCUUCUUGAUAAUGUUUCCUUCAUGACAACAUUGUCACCGAUGCCAUCUCAAAACACCUCUUUGAAGCCUGAUGUCAGUACUCAAGGUUCACAAGAUGUCAAAUUUUUUGAUAGAAUCCGUAGCAACCUUCAUUCAAGGAUAACGGAGGAACAUGAAAAGAGUAAUAUUUCUACACUAACUGCUCUUGAGGACCAUUUACAUGAUUAUCUAAAAGAAACUGGAAGCACAGCAACCUCCUCCAUGCCUGCUACAACUGGGAUAGGUACUGGUGGAGUCAUGUAUGGUUUUGACCUAUCACCAGUACAUUCCCACGAAAAGAAAUUUGCUGCUAAUGUUUCGAAUACCCUGCAAGAGAACGAGACAGAUGAAAUAUCAACGCGAGAAUCAUUUAAAAAACAUUUCGAGUCAGGAGCUGCUCUGAAUUUCAUGCAGGCGAAAGUUGCAUCUCAAAAACAGCUUAGAUCAGAAAAAAGCAAAAUAAAUGAAGACACUGAAACAGUGAUGAGCCAGGUUUUUUCAUCUCAAGAUGUUACAUCUUCUGUCAAUGAAAUAGGAAACAAAACUAAUGAAACUGAACACGUUACUUCAAUGAUUGUAGAAGGUAAAUCUAAGAAACAAGUUGGUAAGAAACCAUCAGUGGCAUCAACAAAAAAGCCGAGAAGUGGCACAUCAAGAUUGCAGCAAGGAAAUGUUGCCAACUACACAGACCACAGCAGGUUCCCAAGAACAAAUCACAAGCAAACUGUAAAAUCCGCAAGCGCAACUAGUGUAAAAUUUACCCCUACAAAAUUAAGCAAAGCAUCUCCGGUUAUUAUGACUCCAAAGUCUCCCAAAACACGAAAAACAACUGUGAAGGUUUCUCCAAAAAUAAAGUCCACUUCCAAGGGUCAAAUAUCAAAAAGGCAAACCAGCACUAAGAAUAAUAUAAAAGAGACUCGGUCAGAUACAUCAGUCAGUAAAUUAAUUUGCGAUUCAACGGCACUUAGUGAUGCUAACUUGAGCUUCACUGAUAUACCUGCAACAUCAUCGGUAUCACGAUCUCCAAAUUAUAUGAAAAUACCUUUGAAAGAAUCUGCUGCAAAUACUAGCUCAUUGGAUGAGAUCGAUCAUACAAGAUUGCACAUGGAAGAAAAAUUGGAUUCGGUUACUUCUGAAAGAGACAAACAGAUAUUAAAAAAUAAAAUGCUUGUUCAAGACAUUGACAAUUUGAAGAAAGACAAUUUUGUGCUGAAAUCAAAAAUUACUCAGUUAAUGACUAACCAGCAAAGCAAAAAAAUAGAGUCAACUGAUGCUAAUAAAGAAAAUUCAUCUAAAGAUGAAAUUGUCAGAUUAAAAGAGGAAAUAUUGGAACAAGAUCAAUUAAUAACAGGUUACCAGCGUGAAAAUGAAAAGAUCUAUGCUGAGUUAAAAGAAGUUAAGCGUACUAACAAAGAUGUGGAAAAUGCUAUGUUCAACGAAAAUUCAAAACUUAAAUCAGAAAUCGAAGAUUUGAAGGAAGCUUUGGAAAGACAUGCAAGGUUGGCAGAUGAGAAGGAGAAAGUUGGUUCGUCUCCGAACUUUCCUGAUAUUAGAUCGAAUGAUGAUGACUCGACACUCAAGAAAAGAAUAUUGAGUUUGGAACAUCAAAUACGCAUGGAAGAAGGCAUGAGGUUGAAAGCGGAGUCAAUGGGAAAACGUCUCGCAAAGGAUCUGGAUGAAUUAGAGAAACAAUUACGUAUCAAUGAAUGCAAAUCUGAGGAGAUUUGCCAAAAUCUCAAAACUGAGCAUAGAAUAGAGCUUGGAAAAAUAAAAUCCGAACUUGCUGAUGCAAGGAGAUCAUUGGCCAGUAAAGCUGAAAAAAUUUCAAAUGCUAAUCACUCAAUCAUCCCUCCACCAGAGUCUGUAUUGGUUCAUUUCCAGUCUCGAGUAAAAAAGUUAGAAGCAGAUUUAGAAAAUCGUGAUGAAAUUGCAAACAAAGCAGUUCAACAGGUACGGGACGACUAUAAUAAUGUCAGAAUGAAGUAUGAAAAACACAUUGAAUCUUUGGAAAAGCAAAUUGAAAGUUUUCGAGAAAGCAGAGGAAAAGUGAACAGAGACGAGAACACAAUAAAUAUGAAAGAAUUGCAGAAACAAUUAUCGGAUUCAAUAUCAAAGCUUCGUGAAGAAAAAGAAGCCAGAGAAAUUGAGAGAAAUGUGUUGAUGGAUAACAUACAGAAAUUGAAACAGAAAACCUCUACACCUGUCAAAAACAAAGUAGUCUCAAGCAGUGAAUUUAUUGAGCUGAAGAAUGCUUGUGAAGCAAAAAAUAGAGAAAUAGAAAGGUUAACAUCUCUUCUCCAUAAAACAUUUGAUAAUGGACGACUUGGUUUUCACAAAAAUGAAAAAGAUGUAAAAUUUAAAAAAUCUUCAUACAAUCCUGAUGUAUUUGAAGCAGAUGGUUAUGCUGGAUUACUGCAACAGAACAGUGAAUUAAAAGCUGAACUCGAAAAGCAGUCAUUGGAGUUGAAACAUAGCAAAGUUAGCAAUGAAGCUUUACUUUGUCGAUUAGAACAAGUUACUAAAACCAUGCAGACUCAACAUGAGAAAGAGAUAUCUCAACGACAAAAUCCAUCUUCUUCACAGAAUGCUGAAAAAACUGUGUUGAUGGAACAAAAAAUAAAUCAGUCACAAAAUGAAUUGGACAAAUGUCACAAAAAGAUAUUGAUGCUAGAAAGUCAAGUUAAAGAAUCGUCUGUGUCAAGGGUGCGAGAGCAAGCCCUUCAGGUUCAAUUGCAACAACUACUUACCAAACUUCACGAGUCAAAUUCUCUUACUUCUUCUGCAUCGGCACGUAAAAUUAUAGCUUUAGAAAACAAAUUAAGUGUUGCCGGUGAAGACCUUAGAAUAAAAAAAGAAAUGUUGAAGGAGACCCUGAUUUCUAAUUCGUCCUCAUUUGCACAAAAUGAAAUAAGAAAACUUCAGGAACAGUUGAACACUAAGAAUAAGGAACUUACAAGGUUUCGACUUGAACUCGAUUCCAUUUUACUGGUAUUACGUGAAAUUCAAUCGCAAGGUGUCAAAAUACCACUACCUCAAUAUUUACAAUCCAUUAUCUAAAUUUACAUUGAUGUAUUCAGUAUAACACUCUGAUAACAUUUUUUUUACUCAAAAUUCUUUUUAUUUAUCAAUUUAUUGUUGCUGAUAUCGGUAUAAAUUAGAUAUAGAUAUGUAUGUUAGAAUUUUUUCUCAAUUCAGAGUCGUCUGAUAAACAGUUUUCGGAAUUGAUAUUUUUUUUAACUUAUAGUCCUGAUAUAUAUUUGUAUUUUAAUAUUUGUACGCUAACACUUUAUAUCCACUGUAUACUAGAUAAUCUAGGUACUGUUAAGUUCGUGUCUAUGGUGAUUAUUGCAACAAUUCAUGAAUGAUUUAUAUCUGAAUAACUUUGUCAGAUCUGAUCUGCUAUACCAGGAUAUAUAGUUUUCAAAAAAUUCCAGAAGAUGAACUUGUAUUCAAAACGCUGAUUGCUAACAUUUACUUAACUGUUGAAUGGCUGUCAGCCUGUCUCAUUGGUAUUGGCUAUUAAAUAAAUUUACGGUAGUUAGUUAUGACAAUUGUUACCAGUAAAGACAAAGAACGUUAUUAAACUCUUUUUUGACAAUGAAAAAGGAACAUAAAUAAAUACUGCAAUACAGUAAUAAUAUUGUACAUUGUUUAUACUUGAAUUGGUUCUGGUCGUUAUAAACAUUGAUAUGUCGAAACGGAUAUUAUAGUCCGGUGAAUAACUGG
Molecule: messenger RNA, 4094 nt
Organism: Styela clava
Lineage: Eukaryota; Metazoa; Chordata; Ascidiacea; Stolidobranchia; Styelidae
Product: centrosomal protein of 162 kDa-like
Biological process (GO): cilium assembly
Cellular component (GO): axonemal microtubule; centriole
Source: RefSeq, a predicted model, not a curated record